AUGCCUGGUAGUGUUGCGGUCCUUAAGACGAGCCCGGUUCAAGUUGGAGGACAGGUGGACGAGUCUCAAUCGUACUUCCACAGACUUUUCUGGACUUUCCCGCUGUGCAUCGAGGCAUUCCGUCAUUGCAAGCCGCUAGUCAGCAUUGACGGCACACAUCUGUAUGGGAAGUAUGAGGGAACGUUGCUCAUCGCGAUUGCACAGGACGAGAACUCCAACAUUCUACCUCCCGGUCUGCUGGUUAUAUCGGACAGGCACAACGGCAUCAAGGCUGCGCUUGAGGCCCCUGACGGCGGUUGGUUACCGCCAUCUGCGUACCGUGCAUUCUGCAUACGACACGUAGCGGCUAAUUUUGCCCUUACCUUCAAGGGCAAAGACGCUAGGAGGCUCCUAGUGAACGCGGCGUAUGCGAAGACCGAGGUUGAAUUUGAUUACUGGUUUGAUAUUCUGCGAUCUGAAGAUCCAGCGAUGUGUGAGUGGGCGAACCGGAUUGAUUACUCGUUGUGGACUCAGCAUCGUGAUGAGGGGCGGAGAUUCGGUCACAUGACGACGAACAUCUCCGAGUGUGUGAACUCUAUCCUCAAGGGGGUCAGAAAUCUCCUUGUAGCAUCCCUGGUGAAGGCAACAUAUGGUAGGCUUGCGGAACUCUUUGUUCGCAAGGGGAGAGAGGCUGAGGCCCAGAUGGGAACAGGACAACAAUUCAGUCAGCAUUUGGUGAAGUGUAUUGAGGCCAACUUGAAGACGGCCAGGUGCUUCACGGUGACGCUGUAUGACCGGGAUAACUUCGAGUUCACUGUAGCAGAGACCACUCCGAUUGGUUCUUUCUCCUUGGGUACUUACAGAGUAUCACUUGCCUCUCGGACAUGUGACUGCGGGUACUUCCAGGCUCUUCAUUUCCCGUGUCAGCACGCACUUGCAUGCUGUGCCUACUCACAGGUCACCUGGACCUCUUACGUUCACAGCGUCUAUCAGAUUAGCUCGGUUUUCAGUGUGUAUCGGAUGGGAUUCACACCUCCAAUCCCGGAGGGCUUCUGGCCACCUUACGACGGGCCCACGGUGAUUUCAGACCUUGACAAGAGGCGUGCGAGAGAGGGUCGUCCUAGAUCCACUAGGAUACGGACGAAUAUGGACGAGGCAGAUCCGAAUCGGCUAAAGAGGUGCGGCCUUUGUCGCCAACCCAGACACACACGACGUAGUUGCCCACAGGUUGGAGGAUCGUCUUAG
This is a messenger RNA of Arachis stenosperma, 1224 nucleotides long. RefSeq lists its product as uncharacterized. NCBI's taxonomy places the organism in Eukaryota, Viridiplantae, Streptophyta, Magnoliopsida, Fabales, Fabaceae. Gene Ontology annotation, molecular function: zinc ion binding. The coding region runs from base 1 to 1224 and encodes 407 amino acids. The record is from RefSeq and is a predicted model, not a curated record. The transcript has 2 exons.